Messenger RNA from Jaminaea rosea, 294 nucleotides. RefSeq lists its product as hypothetical. Gene Ontology annotation, cellular component: transcription factor TFIIH core complex; transcription factor TFIIH holo complex. Gene Ontology annotation, biological process: transcription by RNA polymerase II; nucleotide-excision repair, preincision complex assembly; nucleotide-excision repair. NCBI's taxonomy places the organism in Eukaryota, Fungi, Basidiomycota, Exobasidiomycetes, Microstromatales. The record is from RefSeq and is a predicted model, not a curated record. The transcript has a single exon. Bases 54 to 269 code for a protein of 71 amino acids.
CUCAACUCCUUUGUCUCCCUCCCAACCAAACCAUCCUCCCCUCAUCGCGCACAAUGCGUGCUAUCCGCUCCACUCUCUUGACCUGCGAUGCUGCUCUGAAACAAUUGCUCCUCUCCCUCGAAGAGUCACGCCCCAACAACGCCCGCUUCGUAAUAGAAGACCUCGACGAGACGCACCUCCUCGUCGACUCAAGCAUGGUCGACGAGAUUCGCUCCUUGCUGCAGGAAGAGCUAGACAAGAACAGUUGGAGCUUGCAGGAGGGUGCCUAAAGCGCGACGCCUCGCUCGAAGACGG